CGCCUAUGCAUGACUUUGCUGUCCGGGUAUCCCGCAUUAGCAUCAGCUCUUCUCUGAUAGGAAAACAUCUCUUUGAACGCUCAUAAUUGCCUCUCGCUGACCUGCAAUCAACUCACCCUAUAAAAUGCGAAAUAACGAACAAAGGCUUGAUUCUAUUUCGGAGACAGUGAUAUCGAUUCCAUUUGGUGGCUCUGACGAUGAGGAUGACUUUGAAGAAGACGAGGAGGAGAUUACUACCGCGGGUUUCUUCCCUUGUAUAAUGUACACUAACCCAGAUCCGACGAACAGUGAUCUCCCAGAUGGUCAGCGUCUGCGCAUGAAGGCAUUCACAGACGCUUUCGGCCGCUGUGAGGAACGAGUUCAGGAAGUGUUCAGACGGAUAUAUGCUCCGACAACAGCCCACAUAUUUGAGGUCGUGAGGGAUGCGUACUGUCCAUGCGGGGAAGAUAGGAUUAUGCCGUACACUGAACUGCGCGUGAUAGCCGUUUCGGGUACGGAUAGCAGUGCGACGUCCACCAUACUUGAAGAUGUGCAAAGCCUGCUGGUCAAGUUCGGAACUGGAGAUGGUAUUGGAGAUGGCGAAGAGGAAGAAGCAGCGAGGACACCGGUGCUUGUAUCUAGGCUAACUCCAGCAGACUGCCAAAAUAUGACUACGACGAUGAAGACUAUCAUCAGUGGGUUUGUAGUUUCAGACAGGGAAAAUGAAGAUGACGGAGAGAAUGAGAAUGUGCAAGGUCCCUAUCGAACUCUUGCACCCUAUGACAUCUAUCGCCUUGAGUGCUGGUACGAUAGGUUAAGGGCGUCCCGAGGCAACGCUGCUUUACCAAAACUCGUUGUGCUUGUUAAGGGACUUGAAAAUAUCGAGCCACAAAUCAUGCAGGACCUCUUUUAUAUCUGCAGUUUGCAUGCUCCUCGCCUACCACUUGUAUUCGUCCUAGGCCUCACCACCGCUCCGACUCCCUCUUAUUUACAUGCUACAUUCCCCCGCAGAACCCUAGCUUUACUCAACGUCACACAGGUUGAAGUGGCUAGCGGGAUGAACCUACUUGAGCGGCUUCUCAUUGAUGUUUUCUUCGACCCUUCGUUUCAAUCAACAAUAAUGCUAAGUCCCACAAUACUGACGUUCAUUGUCGAUCAAUUCAGACAGAACGUCCAAUCAAUAGAAUUCGUUAUGUCACUUUUGAAGCUAAUUUAUUUGCGUCAUUUUGGUGAACCAUUAUCCGUCCUGGCAUUGGACGAACUUUUAGGGGCAUCAUCUAUUGAAGAUGCUGCCGAAAAGUUAUCUAUGUCUGCCGCUCGGGAUUUCUUUCUUAGACUCUUUGCAAGGCUGCAGCAAUCGGACAAAUUACGUUUUGGGACAGGCGAAGGACCGAUGACUAACGGCGCCGGAUCCCAAAAGACUUCUGAACACAGUCCACGAAAAAGCUCUAGCAAAUGGAAAGAAAGGGCCGUGCAGGGCGCCGUUUUGGACGCGAGUUCGUCCUUGAUGUCUCCUUUACAUAUCCUGAGGCGUAUCUACAAGCUGCGACGAAGGCAUCAGCAUCGUCUACGACGCAUCCAAAUGGUGUUCCGCUUUGCCUCCGAAAUAAGAAAAUGGUUACUGAAGACCGGCGAAAUUCGAAAAGAAGAUGGAAGAGGUGCUAAGAUGGGACGAGCCGUAGGGACGGAGGUUGACAUGAUGUCCGCGUGCUUACGCGGAACACUAGCAGGUAGAGAAGGAGAAGUACUGGCAAGUGGGAUUCGGAGGCUCGACGGGAAUACGCUUUGUGCACUUCUAACUUCCUUGGACAUAAUCAUCCGGAAUCUACCAACCGAGGUUCGUACAGUUGAGGAGGACUCCAUCGGGCUAUUCGCCAGGUGGAUCUCAAGACUCAAUGGGUUAUCUACUGACGAAGACGCGGCUGUUGACAUCACGGCCGAUAUUGCGUGUGAAGUAAGCAAAUGGUUUGUCGACUAUCUCAGCGAAAAUAUGCAUGAUUUCACCGAAACAGAACUUUGGCAUAUCUGGUAUACAGGGAAUCCCACAGGAAUCAUGGAGAUGUACGACCCUGCUCCCCGGUCGGCAAUUAUCAAUGCACUCGUGCAUCCUCAACGGUAUCUUAAUCACGAGGCCGAUCCUAGGACAAACGAAGCCUCAUUUCCAGCCCUGAUGCAGGAGAAUAGGAAGCGCCGUGCUGGCAACGGAAUUGAUGGCGCUGAUGCAGAGGAUUUAAAUCCGGACACGGUACUGCUAUUUAAGGGUUACUUGGAAAGUGGACGCAUGACGAAUGUGUAUGACUGGUAUAUGUCGUUCAAAGAAUACCUUGAGGCACGGCGUCGGACGACGGAGGUUCGUUGGCGCGGAAAGAAAGAUCGACAUAAAGCUGUGAGGAAGAUCGGUGAUGCAUCGAGAGACCCUGGAUCUGCGCCCUCAAGUCCGACGAAGGCCAGGGUACGAGGGAGGGGAAGGCCUAGAGGCAGAGGUGGGUCUGGUCGAGGGCGAGGGCGAGGGCGAGGGCGAGGAACGAGAGGCGGUAGAGAACGGACAGUUGCAGAUAACGAAGGUGGCACUAGCUAUAGCGAAACGAGUGAUGACAGCGAAAAUGAGCUGCGUCUUGCAGAACAUGAGCGAUGGGAGGCAGAAGUCCAGGCACGCUUCAUACGCUCGGUGCAGGAGCUCGACUUGCUGGGCUUUAUCAAGCAUACUGGAAGGAAAGCGGACCAUGUGCAGAAGACGAUGCACGAGUCUGCCGAGUAUUCGUAGUGUAGUCAUUUUACUCGAGAAUAAUUACUGUAAC
Molecule: messenger RNA, 2777 nt
Organism: Fomitiporia mediterranea MF3/22
Lineage: Eukaryota; Fungi; Basidiomycota; Agaricomycetes; Hymenochaetales; Hymenochaetaceae
Exons: 12
Coding region: 125-2743 (872 amino acids)
Biological process (GO): DNA replication initiation; DNA replication
Cellular component (GO): nuclear pre-replicative complex; nuclear origin of replication recognition complex; DNA replication preinitiation complex
Molecular function (GO): DNA replication origin binding
Source: RefSeq, a predicted model, not a curated record